CAUGAGCUCGAUACAGGAAAAGGUGCCGAUUGAUAUAGCGAUUGUUGGAGGAGGCAUCGGCGGGCUUGCUCUGUCGAUUGGUCUGCAGCAAUAUAGCCAUGUCCGAGUCAAAAUCUACGAGGCUGCCUCCAAGAUCGCUGAGGUUGGUGCUGGCGUUUUCUUUGGUGCCAAUUCUAUUCGUGCUAUGACCCUCAUCCAUCCUGCUAUCGGAGAAGCCUAUGCCAAGAUCUCGACCAGCGCCGGUUGGGAAUCAAAGAGAAAUAUAUAUUUUGAUUUCAUCCUCGCGCAUGAGCUUCAUGGUUUGCCCACAGGAAGCCACAUCAUAUCGCCCAAGGUUGCUGCGUCUGAGCGACACAGCACUGCUCACCGCGCACAUUUCGUCGACGAGCUCAUCAAGCUCGUGCCUGAUGGCGCCGUCGCUUUUGGCAAGCGCUUGACAGACACCUCGCGAGAUGAGGGCAGGAUGAAGACGGUCAUGAAGUUUGCUGAUGGGACCUCUGCUGAGGCCGAUGCGGUGAUUGGAUGCGAUGGCAUUCGAUCCGUGUGUCGAGAUUUUGUGCUGGGAAAAGACAAUCCUGUCUCUAAGCCGGUGUUCACAGGUAAGCACGCGUAUCGCGGUUUGAUACCCAUGGAUAAAGCCAUUGCCGCGAUUGGGCCUGAGAAAGCCAAAAACCGCUUCAUGUUCCUAGGUGUAGGCGGCCAUGUCCUCGUGUUCCCCGUGGCGGAGGGCGGCGUUAUGAAUGUCGUUGCUUUCAGCACGACCAAGAGUGGUACUUGGGAGGGAGAAUGGGUCAAGCCCAUGAAACGAGCUGAUUUGGCUGCUGAUUUCCAGGGCUUUGGAGAGGAAUGUCAGAAGAUAUUCUCGCUGAUGGAGAAUACCGAUCACUGGGGAAUAUUUGACCUCUCCCCAGAAAUCCCAACUUUCUCCUCCGGCCACCUUCAUCUUCUUCUCCUAGGCGACAGCGCACAUGCCUGCGCGCCUCAUCAAGGUGCCGGUGCUGGCCAAGCGCUAGAAGACGCGCACAUUCUCUCCCACAUCCUGGGCGCCUGCCGCUCCCCAUCCGACUUGCUUGCCGCAUUUGCCGGCUAUGAAAGUGUGCGCAUGCCACGCACGAAGUUUGUCCAGAUCUAUGGCCGACGCCAGGGAGAGCUGUUGGACCUGCAGUGGGGGGAUGUGGGAACCGAUCUGGAGAAGUUGAAGGCGAUUAUUGAUGUUCCCAUUAGAGAGAUUUGGAACUGUGACUUAGACGCUGAGCUGCAGAAGGCGCGAGUGAUAAUGCAGAAAAAAUUAGCUGAGUUGGAUGCGGAAACUCCGGUCGUGGCUUGAGUAAGCUGAAAGUGACAGAAUGAAUGGUGUUUGAAGCUGUUCUCUUGUGAAAGAUUCUC
Hyaloscypha bicolor E is the source of this 1386-nucleotide messenger RNA. RefSeq names its product FAD/NAD(P)-binding domain-containing protein. The annotation marks the transcript as partial. NCBI's taxonomy places the organism in Eukaryota, Fungi, Ascomycota, Leotiomycetes, Helotiales, Hyaloscyphaceae. The record is from RefSeq and is a predicted model, not a curated record. The transcript has 3 exons. Gene Ontology annotation, biological process: secondary metabolite biosynthetic process.